Molecule: messenger RNA, 1104 nt
Organism: Folsomia candida
Lineage: Eukaryota; Metazoa; Arthropoda; Collembola; Entomobryomorpha; Isotomidae
Product: probable isoprenylcysteine alpha-carbonyl methylesterase ICMEL2
Exons: 3
Coding region: 94-912 (272 amino acids)
Source: RefSeq, a predicted model, not a curated record
UCAAUUCAUCAAUUGCUCCAGACACCUGGACGUAAAAAUUGAACUUCAAUUUAAAUAAACAGAAUAAACUUUCAAUAAUCCGAGUCAUUAAAAAUGAUCAGCAUUAAAUUAUAUUUUCUGGUUGGGUUCAUUCUUCACGCUCAUGGGGAACACAUUUUAAUCCCAGACGUCCCAUAUGGGUCACAUCCCGAACAAAUCAUGGACAUUUACCUGCCUUCCUCUGAAAAUAGCGUGGUCUCCAAAGUGGUCGUACUAGUGCACGGUGGGGCUUGGUUUUCCGGAGAAAAAGCAGACAUGCUGGAAUUUGUCCCGUUUCUCGAAAGAGAUUUUCCUGACUAUUGUAUCGCCAAUAUGGAUUAUCAAUUAGUAAUUGCAGGAACUCAUGAAAGUCCAGGAUUCCCUAAACAAGUGGACGACCUGGACUUGGCCUUGACCUAUCUCCGUGGCACUUUCACGAACAAUGUUACGUUCGCCUUGUUCGGAACCAGUGCGGGAGCCCAUCUCUCAAUGUUAUAUUCUUACUCGAGGAACGUUACCGACGUUAAGAUUAUCGUUUCCCACGUUGGUCCACCCGACCUGACGGAUCCUUCGUACGUUGGGAAUCCCUUGUAUAACGGAUUAUUCUAUAAUCUAGUCGGUCCAUGUUUGUAUGCUGAAUGUCCCGACCUUUAUAACGCGACAAGUCCACUAGUUUAUGUAAAUGAGCGAUCCGCAAAAACCAUUGGAUUCUAUGGCGACUUUGACCUUCAAGUGCCCUCAACACAGAUGCCGCUGUUAAGAGAAAAACUGGGCUCAUUCGGAGUUACGAAUAAAUUUAAGGUAUAUCAAGGUGGGCAUGGGUGGAAUUGGUCGGAUGCCGAUAAAGAAGAUUUAAGGGUGGAGAUUACCCAAUUUUUUAAUGAAAAUUGGUAACUUUUCAGGUUUUGGUAAAUUAUAUUUUGCAACGAUUGGUAAUGUAAUUGGCAAAGCAAAAUUUAAUAAGAAUGUAUGUAUGUAAGUAGCAAAUUUUUAGGCAAUUUUAAUACUAAGCUGUUUCAACUUUAACAUAACAAUCAAUACCUGCCUGAUUCAACUAUAUUAUUAAAUUUGAGUUUAUUCGUUUCA